Molecule: messenger RNA, 942 nt
Organism: Aspergillus costaricaensis CBS 115574
Lineage: Eukaryota; Fungi; Ascomycota; Eurotiomycetes; Eurotiales; Aspergillaceae
Product: UPF0220 family protein
Exons: 4
Coding region: 90-611 (173 amino acids)
Biological process (GO): late endosome to vacuole transport via multivesicular body sorting pathway; protein targeting to vacuole
Cellular component (GO): Vps55/Vps68 complex; fungal-type vacuole membrane
Source: RefSeq, a predicted model, not a curated record
GCCAUACGGUGAUACCAUCUUCAGUGCUGGCACACAUCCCAUCUCCCGGAAUCGCAUCUCACACAUACUAAUAAUAUACCCAUAUCACAAUGGACGUCUCCAACAACCGUCUUUUCCGCUGGUCUAAACCAGAAUGGCUUAACAACUCCGCCGUGCGCAACGCAGGCGUCUACACCUCCGGCGCACUGUUCUCCCUGGGUUUCUUCUUCCUCAUCGACGCCGCCGCUUUCUCCCACAGCGCCCGCAACGGCUCCUUCGUGCACGUCAAGUUCGUCGACUGGAUUCCCGGUAUCUGCUCCGCGCUCGGAAUGCUUGUUAUCAAUUCGAUUGAGAAGUCGCGUCUUCAUGCCGAUAGCUUCAGUUAUAGUGGGAGUGGGGUUGCGUGGAAGGCGAGGUUUGUGCUGUUCUUGGGAUUUGCGUUGCUCGCGGGUGGUCUGGCAGGCAGUGUGACGGUCAUGGUACUUAAGUACCUGAUCCAGGGAUAUCCCCUUCCGACACUUUACUUUGGUAUUGCGAACGUUAUUGCGAAUGGACUGGUUAUGCUGAGCACCAUCGUCCUAUGGAUCUCCCAGAAUAUAGAAGACGACUACACCUACAACCUUGCUCUGUGAUGGAUGGAUACAACAUAUGAGAUGAAAUGAGCUAUGGUUAUCAGGUGUUCAGUCGUGGUACCUGUUCUUCUGUCGACUGAUUGAUUUAUUGGCUGGUAUGAGACGAAAGUGAUACUUACUACUACUACUCCGCGACGUAUUAUUGUAUUAUGAAUGUGCGCUUCUUUUGUGGUCGGUCUUUACUAUUACUUCUCGUUCCUUGAUGGAAUCAUGGAGUUCAGUUACUCUUUACGAGGGUUGUCGUGUUGUUGUAUAAAGCAAUGUCCGCAUUGUGUGGUCUGCAUCUGUUUUUGUUUGGUUAUUAGGUAGUUCUUCCUUCUUUUAGCAUGCU